Molecule: messenger RNA, 1664 nt
Organism: Neltuma alba
Lineage: Eukaryota; Viridiplantae; Streptophyta; Magnoliopsida; Fabales; Fabaceae
Product: geranylgeranyl diphosphate reductase, chloroplastic
Exons: 2
Coding region: 41-1432 (463 amino acids)
Biological process (GO): chlorophyll biosynthetic process; photosynthesis
Cellular component (GO): chloroplast thylakoid membrane
Molecular function (GO): oxidoreductase activity, acting on the CH-CH group of donors, NAD or NADP as acceptor
Source: RefSeq, a predicted model, not a curated record
CUUUCGCUCUGAGCUCUCUGCUUUCACACCCCAUCAAAACAUGAACUCCAUCGCGCUCAAAUCCUUCGUCGGUCUUCGGCAAGUGUCGCCGGAGAAGACCCAGUUCACUGGCCAAGCUAAAGUCAUUACUAUCCGCCACCGGAAGCUCAAAAUCGUCGCCGGUAAGUACAGCCCCCUGGUCUCUGGUCGGAAUCUCCGUGUGGCAGUCAUUGGUGGUGGUCCCGCUGGCGGUUCAGCCGCCGAGACAUUAGCCAAAGGUGGCAUCGAGACAUACCUAAUUGAACGCAAGCUCGACAAUGCCAAGCCAUGCGGUGGAGCCAUUCCGCUCUGUAUGGUCGGAGAGUUUGACUUGCCUUUGGACAUCAUCGAUCGCCGUGUCACGAAAAUGAAGAUGAUUUCUCCGUCGAAUGUUGCCGUCGAUAUCGGUCAAACCCUCAAACCUCAUGAAUACAUCGGCAUGGUUCGGCGCGAGGUACUUGAUUCUUACCUGAGGGACCGGGCCAAGGAAAAUGGGGCGACCAUCAUAAACGGGUUGUUUCUGAAAAUGGAUAUCCCAAAAGACAAGAAUUCCCCCUACGUUUUGCAUUUCUCUAGCUACGACGGGAAAACCGGUGGGGUCGGUGAAAAGCGUACGCUGGAAGUGGACGCUGUGAUUGGAGCUGAUGGGGCUAAUUCCAGAGUCGCCAAGUCUAUUAAUGCUGGUGACUACGAAUACGCCAUUGCUUUUCAGGAGAGGAUUAAAAUUCCGGACGACAAGAUGGUGUAUUACGAGGAUCUUGCAGAAAUGUACGUGGGUGAUGAUGUUUCUCCAGAUUUCUAUGGAUGGGUGUUUCCAAAAUGCGACCAUGUGGCUGUGGGAACCGGCACCGUGACUCACAAGGGAGACAUCAAGAAAUUCCAACUUGCUACAAGGAACAGAGCAAAGGACAAGAUUCUAGGAGGCAAAAUCAUCCGAGUAGAGGCCCAUCCCAUACCAGAACACCCCAGACCAAGAAGGUUGUCGGGGAGAGUAGCACUGGUCGGUGACGCUGCCGGAUACGUGACAAAAUGCUCCGGCGAAGGAAUCUAUUUUGCGGCAAAGAGUGGAAGGAUGUGUGCAGAAGCGAUCGUGGAAGGCUCAGAGAAUGGGAAGAAGAUGGUGAACGAAGAUGAUUUGAGGAAGUACUUGAAGAAGUGGGAUCAAACAUAUUGGCCAACGUACAAGGUGUUGGAUGUGUUGCAGAAGGUGUUCUACAGGUCGAACCCAGCGAGAGAGGCGUUUGUGGAGAUGUGUGCCGAUGAGUAUGUGCAGAAGAUGACUUUUGAUAGCUAUCUGUACAAGACGGUGGCGCCUGGGAAUCCAUUGGAGGAUUUGAAGCUGGCCGUCAACACCAUCGGAAGCUUGGUGAGGGCUAAUGCACUCAGGAGGGAGAUGGAUAAGCUUAAUGUAUGAACUCCUAUCAUUUUAUAAGUUUCAAAUAUGGUUCUUAGAAUGCAAAGCGAUUGAACUGAGACCCUUUUUUUCGGUUCAGCCGUGCUGGAAAAUUAGAGAUUCCAGCUUUAAGUUGUAUGUAUCAAUGAUGAUUUUUCUCCUGUUAAGGGUUCAAACUGCUAUAUGGUUGUAUCUAACUGGAUAUUAUACAUCGCCAGUGGGAAAAUUAUGUCAUGGAUUGGCAGAUUCUGAA